Saccostrea cuccullata (small rock oyster) is the source of this 797-nucleotide messenger RNA. RefSeq lists its product as uncharacterized. The record is from RefSeq and is a predicted model, not a curated record. The coding region runs from base 210 to 797 and encodes 195 amino acids. The transcript has 3 exons. Lineage: Eukaryota; Metazoa; Mollusca; Bivalvia; Ostreida; Ostreidae.
GGUAUAUGCAAUGCCUACUGUAAUAAUUUCUGUUUGUUACGAUCGCCACAAAAUGACCACAGCAAAAAACCGCAUCGAAAUCCGCGCGGUAUUAACAGAGUUAUUCCGCUUGUAAAAUGUCUAUUUUUACCUGCACCGGAAAUCUAAUUAAGAGAAAAUAGAAACAGUCGAAAACGAGGCUCUGUUGUUGUGACGUCACUACGAGGACGAUGGCGGCGAAUACAGAUAGCGAUUGUAGCGUUUAUAGUGAAGAAAACAGCGAUGGGGAGGUUGGUUCAUCAAGUUUUGAGGAACCGAUCGAUGAGAUGACCAAUUUGGGCACACAACCGUAUCUUUUUGAGCCUGAAGCGAGUUCAGACGAGGAAUCAGCGGCAGGACGUUCCCCGGAAGCCACAGAUCAAGAUCGACUUGGGAACAAUGACUGGUGCAACUGUGGUCGCUGCCCCCCAAUGACUACUAUUGCCGAGUCUGUGUGCUGCCAGGAAAUUCCACAAGUAAUGACUGUACUUGAGGAGGAUCCCGGGAAGCCCUGCAUCACAGAGCAUAAUGGUUUCCAACCAGUCUGUCUCCAUCCAUCAGUUCUACGUACUGCAUACUAUGUGUAUCUACAACAGUAUGAAGAACUCCCCGAAACUAAUCGGCGGAUGCGUUACAUAGGCUACAGGCAACUGGCCAGAUGGUGCUGGGGAUGGUUGGGGAGACAAGUACGGGUACCACUUCCUGCUUGUGCAGUCCAGAAAAUCCGGGACACGUAUCCAGAGGAAGAUGGUGCAUACCAAGGAUUCGGCAUGGCCUAA